AUGAGAGUGUUACAGUGUCAUGGGAUGUCUGUGGAUUGUGACUUGAUAGCUCUUUGGCAUAGGUCAGCAAACCCUCGCCCUCUAACUUCUGGUAAGAUAAAGCUUGUUGGCUUCCCUUAUGAAGUUAAAGUGCUUAAAUUUUUGUUGAUAUUUAGUGUUGGUUUACUAUUCUCUGGUGAAGCACUUGAAGCGGUUGAGGUGUCGACUGCAGAGUGGUCAUUUGUAGAGCGGCUUAUUCCACCAAAGACCCAGACCCAGAUCCAGGCACAGACCCAGAUCCAGGCACAGACCCAGAUCCAGGCACAGACUCAGACCCACAUACAAACUCAAACCCACACCCAGACUCAGGCUCAGACCCAGAUCCAGGCACAGAACCAGACCAAGACCCAGAUUCAAGCUCAGAACCAAAUCCAGGCACAGAACCAGACCAAGACCCAGACUCAGGCUCAGAUCCAGGCACAGAACCAGACCAAGACCCAGACUCAGACCACCACAGAUCCAGCACAGACCAGACCAAGCCAGACCAGACGCAGAUCCAGGCACAGAACCAGACCCAGACCAGACAGCCACAGAGGCACAGAACCCAGACCCAGACCAGAUCCAGGCACAGAACCAGACCAAGACCAGACUCAGAUCAGAUCCAGCACACCAGACCAAGACCCAGAUCCAGGCACAGAACCAGACCAAGACCCAGACUCAGAUGCAGAUCCAGGCACAGAACCAGACCCAGACCUAGAUCCAGGCACAGAACCAGACCAAGACCCAGACUCAGGCUCAGAUCCAGGCACAGAACCAGACCAAGACCCAGAUAUAGGCACAGAACCAGACCAAGACCCAGACUCAGACGCAGAUCCAGGCACAGAACCAGACCAAGACCCAGACUCAGACGCAGAUCCAGGCACAGAACCAGACCAAGACCCAGACUCAGACCAGAUAGACCCAGCAGGCACAGAACCAGACCAAGACCCAGACUCAGAUGCAGAUCCAGGCACAGAACCAGACCCAGACCUAGAUCCAGCACAGAACAGACCAAGACCAGACUCAAUGCAGAUAGGCACAGAACCAGACCUAGACUCAGGCUCAGAUCCAGGCACAGAACCAGACCAAGACCCAGACUCAGAUGCCAACCCAGAUCCAGGCACAGAAAAGACCCAGAUCCAGGCACCCAGACCAAGACCAGGCACAGAACCAGACCAAGACCCAGAUCCAGGCACAGAACCAGACCCAGACUCAGGCUCAGAUCCAGGCACAGAACUAGACCAAGACCUAGACUCAGAUGCAGACCCAGAUCCAGGCACAGAACCAGACCAAGACCCGCUCAGAUGUUUGCUCUAUCACGCCCAAAAUGAAAACAUCAACAGAUAUCAUGAUCGUCUCUGUGGACGAUCUGUGGAAGCUAUGAAACCUACACCGAGAAACUACGGAAGAAAUAACCCCGAAGAACGAAAUAUAUCGACUGUCAAAAAUCAUAAUCUCCAGAAAUCCUUUCCCUCUCACAUCUUCUACUUACCGACUAACCUCGACGACAAUCGUUAUCUAACGGAUACGGAAUCCUUCCCUGACUCAUAUCCUACCUCACACAAAAUCACGAAGCCCAGAACCCACCUCUAA
Molecule: messenger RNA, 1611 nt
Organism: Penaeus vannamei (Pacific white shrimp)
Lineage: Eukaryota; Metazoa; Arthropoda; Malacostraca; Decapoda; Penaeidae
Source: RefSeq, a predicted model, not a curated record